Molecule: messenger RNA, 801 nt
Organism: Tetrapisispora phaffii CBS 4417
Lineage: Eukaryota; Fungi; Ascomycota; Saccharomycetes; Saccharomycetales; Saccharomycetaceae
Exons: 1
Coding region: 1-801 (266 amino acids)
Source: RefSeq, a predicted model, not a curated record
AUGUCUACUUCAAAUGUAUCGAUGGCAUACAGAGUAUUCGAGAAGAUACCGUUAGUGAAUAAAGGGUUUUACAGAACCAUAACUAACAGAUCUCAACUUACUUCCGAUUUUCUAAUCAAGAAACAAGGUACAGGAGCUGGUCCAUUUAUUGACUUACCAGAAUUUAGAAAAUUAAAUGAUUCACUAUUAAUCAAACUCCCUGCGUUCAGCUCAUUAUAUGGGAAUAUUGAUAAAAUCAGUAUUAUGAAUACACAUAUGGAUAGUAAUUUGAACAAUAUUAUGAAUAGAGAACAUUGUGAAAAACUGUCAAUGGAAAAAUUAACUACUAAUGAAAUGCCAGUUAAUCUAAUAAUGAGUGCUCCUGUACCUUCUUCUAAUAUACCAAUUCUAAAUUUUAAUGAUUAUAAGAAAGGUAUAAUAAUCCCGGAUAUAGACAAUAAUUUAUUAUGCUUUGCUGGUGAUUUAAGCAUCAAUAAAAAGACAAAUGAGAUGACCGGAUUUGGGAUUCUUGCUUUGAAUGGCUAUGGUCCAAUUGAAAAACUUACUUUGGAUGAAAAAGAGUCUUUACAGGUUUUAUUAGGAACUGUAGUUGCAUAUGAGUCUGGUAUUACAAUUGGCAGUGUAAUUAUACCAUCGGAUUCUCAAUUUCAAGUCAAAAUUAAAAGGAAGUUUAAUACCUUUUUGAAAUCCAUUAAAUUGGAUUGGAUACUUGAUAAUAAGCUAUUUUUCAGAAAUGAGAAGUCUUUAAUCAAAAUGCAAGGCCCAGGAACAGUGUACUUACAAGGAAGAUACUCAAAUUAA